Messenger RNA from Hyla sarda, 2746 nucleotides. RefSeq names its product zinc finger protein 260-like. The record is from RefSeq and is a predicted model, not a curated record. The transcript is spliced from 3 exons. Lineage: Eukaryota; Metazoa; Chordata; Amphibia; Anura; Hylidae. Gene Ontology annotation, biological process: negative regulation of transcription by RNA polymerase II; regulation of immune system process; regulation of cytokine production. Gene Ontology annotation, molecular function: DNA-binding transcription factor activity, RNA polymerase II-specific; RNA polymerase II cis-regulatory region sequence-specific DNA binding. The coding region runs from base 71 to 2134 and encodes 687 amino acids. Gene Ontology annotation, cellular component: PcG protein complex; transcription regulator complex.
ACAUAUACUGUAUACAAUGUCGGCGUGUAUUAGCAGAUAUAAGUAACACUUUGCUCAGAGCAUAAGACUCAUGAAUCAGGAGGAAGAUAUGAACAAUAUUAAAGCUCCAGAGACAGAUGUGAGCGGUGAUGAGCAGUAUAAGGAGGACAUUCCUACAGGGAAAGAUCGGAUCUAUAUUAAAGCUCCAGACAUAAAAGAAGAAGAAGAAGAGACAAAUGGGAGGGAUGAUGAGCAGUAUAAGGAGGACAUCACUACAGGGAAAGAUCUGAUCUAUAUUAAUGCUCCAGACAUAAAGGAAGAAGAUGAAGAGACAGAUGUGAGCGGUGAUGAGCAGUAUAAAGAGGACAUUCCUACAGGGAAAGAUCUAAUCUAUAUUAAUGCUACAGACAUAAAGGAAGAAGAAGAAGAGACAGAUGUGAGCAGUGAUAAGCAGUAUAAGGAGGACAUUCCUACAGGGAAAGAUCUGAUCUAUAUUAAUGCUACAGACAUAAAGGAAGAAGAAGAGACGGAUAUGAGCGGUUAUGAGCAGUAUAAGGAGGAUAUUCCUACAGGGAAAGAUCUGAUCUAUGUUAAUACUACAGACAUAAAGGAAGAAGAAGAGACAGAUGUGAGCAGUGAUAAGCAGUAUAUGGAGGACAUUCCUACAGGUAACCAUCCAGGUGACUGUACCAGGAGAUCAGAGGAGAAUCUUAUAUCUUCAUAUUAUAAAGCAGAUGAUGAUAUCACACAAGAUACAUAUGAAGAACAUUCCAUUAUCCCAGAUACACCCUCCGCUCUUCACAGCCAAGGUCUGUCAUCUUAUCUUUUAAAAGCAGUCCUAUCAUCUGAUUCAUCACAGCAAAAUAUGAGGAAGCCAUUUUCGUGUGCUGAAUGUAAAAAAUUUUAUAUUCAGAAAUCAGAUCUUGUAAACCAUCAAAGAAUGCACUCAGGAGAAAAGCCAUUUUCAUGUUCAGAUUGUGGAAAAUGUUUUAUUCAGAAAUAUGAUCUUGUUAAACAUAAAAGAACUCACACAGGAGAGAAGCCAUUUUCAUGUUCAGAAUGUGAAAAAUGUUUUUCUAAUAAAUCAAAUCUUAUUCAACAUCAAAAAAUUCACACAGGAGAGAAGCCAUUUUCAUGUUCAGAAUGUGGAAGAUGUUUUAUUCAGAAAUAUGAUCUUGUUAAACAUAAAAGAACUCACACAGGAGAGAAGCCAUUUUCAUGUUCAGAAUGUGAAAAAUGUUUUUCUAAUAAAUCAAAUCUUAUUCAACAUCAAAAAAUUCACACAGGAUUGAAGCCAUUUUCAUGUUCAGAAUGUGGGAAAUGUUUUACUGACAAACAACAUCUUGGUCAACAUCAAAAAAUUCACACAGGAGAGAAGCCAUUUUCAUGUUCAGAAUGUGGGAGGUGUUUUAUUCAGAAAUAUGAUCUUGUUAAACAUCAAAGAACUCACACAGGAGAGAAGCCAUUUGCAUGUUCAGAAUGUGGAAAAUGUUUUUCUAAUAAAUCAAAUCUUAUUCAACAUCAAAAAAUUCACACAGAAGCAAAGCCAUUUUCAAGUUCAGAAUGUGGAAAACUUUUUACUCUGAAAUCUGUUCUUGUCAAGCAUCAAAAAAUGCACACAGGUGAGAAACCAUUUUCAUGUUUAGAAUGUGGGAAAUGUUUUACUCUAAAAUCACAUCUUGGUAAACAUCAAAUAACACACACAGGAAAGAAGCCAUUUUCAUGUUCAGAAUGUGGGAAUUUUUUUAUUAAGAAAUCAAGUCUUGUUCAACAUCAAAAAAUUCACACAGGAGAGAAGCUAUAUUUAUGUUCAGAAUGUGGGAAAUGUUUUAUUCAGAAAUCAAGUCUUGUUCAACAUAAAAAAAUUCACACUGGAGAGAAGCUAUUUUCAUGUUCAGAAUGUGGGAAAUGUUUUAUUCGUAAAUCAAGUCUUGUUCAACAUCAAAAAAUUCACACAGGAGAGAAGCCAUUUUCAUGUUCAGAAUGUGGGAAAUGUUUUAUUCAGAAAUCAAGUCUUGUUGAACAUCAAAGAUUUCACACAGGCGAGAAGCCAUUUUCAUGUUCAGAAUGUGGGAAAUGCUUUACUCAUCAGUCAAGUCUUUAUAAGCAUAAAAGAAUUCACACAGGAGAGAAGACAAUUCAGUGCAACAAAUGAAGCAGAUAACACAUCUAUAUAUCAACCAUGUACAUAGGAUAUGUGACAUUUAUACAUAUAUCAUAUACUGCAUCUCCAAACUUGUUCCCAAUUAUUAAUAAAAGUUUUCUUUUAGAACGUAGUCACCGAUCCAGCGAUGUCAUCACUAUAGUUUACAUGGUAGGAAAAGAGUGUGAUAUAUGGUUGUGAUAUUCACUGCUCCUCAUGGAGAAGACCCAACAGGCAUAAUCCAUGGGGAGCUGCUACUGGAGACCCAAACACCUCAGAGAGAAGGGACUUAUUCCAGUGAUGAAGAAUUCCAGGACAUGACCAGAUUAGAGACACAAAAUCACUUCUAUCUUCUGGCUUCUAGGACAUUAUUCUGAUGGAAGAACUUUACACAUUAUAAAAAGUCCUAUAGGUGUUGGGGAACAUUUAUAGACAAUUGUUGGCCCCGGCUGUCAUGGCGUACCAUAGAAGAUGAAUGAAUAUCGCUCCAUAGUGUAUAAUAUCCAAGAAAGAAUAAAUACAAUAUCUCUUACCACAGGUAGUUGUGCAUUGUACACAGGGGCGUAGGAACCCUUACAAAUCUGGGGGGGACAGCAUUUAAGUGGGUGUGGCAAUGUGAGGGUG